Messenger RNA from Pocillopora verrucosa, 5931 nucleotides. Its product is annotated as RNA-binding protein Musashi homolog 2. The record is from RefSeq and is a predicted model, not a curated record. Gene Ontology annotation, molecular function: mRNA binding. Gene Ontology annotation, biological process: regulation of translation. Gene Ontology annotation, cellular component: cytoplasm. Lineage: Eukaryota; Metazoa; Cnidaria; Anthozoa; Scleractinia; Pocilloporidae.
CCAAAUUACCACCCAUCACGAACCAAUCCGAAUAUAAUAUCCACGUGUCGGCAUUCGUUAGUCUAUCUCUUGUUUAGUUGUAGUUGUAGGAAAAAUGGAGGCGGAUAGUCCACAGACCUCUGGUGCCUCCAAAGUCGACCUCCCGAACGAUCCUGGGAAGAUGUUCGUCGGAGGCCUGAGUUGGGAAACAACGGCAGAGGGUCUGCAGGAAUACUUUAGCAAGUUUGGAGAUCUAAAGGAGUGCUUAGUGAUGAGGGAUCCUAACACAAAACAAUCGAGGGGGUUUGGGUUUGUUACUUUUGAGGAUCCAACCGCUGUAGAUGCGGUGUUGAAAGCAUGCCCACACGAACUUGACCACAAGAAGAUCGAUCCGAAAGUCGCUGUGCCCAAAAGACCUCAACCGAAGCUGGUGACAAAAACAAAGAAGAUAUUUGUAGGUGGUGUGUCUGCUUCUACCACUGAAGAAGACUUGACUAAUUUUUUUAAACAAUAUGGAGAGGUAGCAGAAUCCAAGCUUAUGUUUGAUAAAGUCACACACAGACAUAGAGGAUUUGGUUUUGUAACAUUUGAAACUGAAGAUGCAGCUGAGAGUGCUUGUGAGGAACAGUUCCACCUGAUCAAUGACAAGAAGACUGAAGUUAAGAAAGCACAACCUCGAGAAGUGAUGCAAAGUUUGCAAGGUGGGCGUGGUAGGGCUGGUAGGGCCUUGGCUGGACGAGGGUUCUUGUAUCCUUUCCCUCCUGGGUUUCGAGGCUUUCCUCCAUCAGGCUUUGGCCCUGGUUUUGGUAACUUUGGUGGCCCAUUUCAAGGCGGGUACAGUCCUGCUGCAGCAUUUGCAGCAUUUGCAGCACAGAACAGGCCAGUAAGAGGCAAAGGACGUGGUUACUUGGGAAACUAUCCAGGAAUGCUUGGUUUUACUGGCUAUCCUUCUGGCUUCAUGAAUCCCCCUGACCAACGACGAACAGCAGGAGGUCAGUAUUAUGCAGACUAUGCCACCAUAAGUAAUCAGGGAGGCCGUUCAGGACCUAACAGACCACCUGACAUCCCACAAGUUAACCCAGCCAUGCCGGAAUAUACUGACUAUCAGGGCAUGAAUUACCAUCAUACCCAACAAUUUGGUCCACCACCACCCUCUCCAGUAUCCAGGGCAUUUGCCACAGCUGCAACCAGUCCAGGACCUGUUCAGGAUCUCGGCAGCUACAUCAACUCUGCUGCAAAUACUUCAGCAGAUGGUUUGGGGUACACAGCCACCAGUCCUCAGCCUACAGGCUUUGGUCAUGCCAUGGCGUUCUGAAGGAGGAGAGCAUCAUUAUUUCCGUUGGCCACUAAAGAAUCAUCGGCAUGAGACGCUGAUUGACUGAAGAACUUGCCAAGUUGUUUCAGGUCGAAUUUUUGCUUUUGAUGAAUUUCGACUUUGGAGGUACAAAACCAUGAUACUGUCUCGAUUACGAGACAAUUAAUCUCGAUUUUAUUAUCCACCUAGUCAAAGGUGAAACAUUUUUUGAUGGUCAAAAUGAAAUUUAAUGACUUCUGUUGUAGAGAUAUUUCUAGUUUACAUAUAACUUGAUUUACAUGACCAUUUUAGUAACAAGGCAGGCUAGUCACAUCUUUUGUUCAUUGGUAGAAGUAGUUAGCAGUUAUUUACAAUGGCUCAGUGUGUGUAGAUUUCUUUGCAGUGGAUAGUUACAAAAACUACAUAUGAUUAUUCGGUGAAAAAGUCAACCCAUCUCUCAUUUAAAAGAGUUCAGAGGUUUGGCGACUCGGGGUCACGGUUUCAUUCAAAGAAAGUAUUUAAGUAGCACGGGUUGAUUAUCUUUUGUUGUAGUGAUUUACUAGAAUGAGAGAAUUUUCCAGUUGUAUGACAUUUUGGUGGCGUAUUGCGGUCGAUUGGAAAACCCACGAGCCAAACAGGAAGUAAGAGGGAGGGGUUGGAAAUGAAGAUUUGGUUUUCGGGGCGAAGUUAAAUCGUUUGAGAAUGAAGAAUGUUUUUUAUCAGAAAGGGAUUUAGGUUCAUUUUGAUUGGACUGCUUCAAAACAACUUACAUACUGUUUAGACUCAAAUGCGAAAAUAAGAAACCAAAAUUACAGAGCGCUCCGGUAUUUUAUUUCGCAUCAUCACAGCAAUAUAUACUACACCUUCCAUCGUGCACCAAGAGUCUGAUACCUAAAGAAUUCUUCUUUUUUUUUUUCUUGAAAAGACUCCGUAUGUAGAGACGAUGUCUAGAUUUCCGUUUAGUACUACAUUUGUGGGUAAAUUCGAAAGAGAAACGAUUAUAUUUAGAGUUAACGUAGAAUGUGCGAGUCGACGCAGUGAAGAUAGGUAAGCACGGUUCUGCAAAAGUAAGGUAUGGAAUAGUAAAGGUAUAUUUGGGUUUCAAGUUAAACUGCAGUGUAUAGCGACAUAGGACUAGAAAAAAAUGAAGGGUUAGCUGUUCUCUCACGCCCCCCAGAGUAUUUCAUAUUCUAUGUAUGUAAGGGACAUCAAAUGUCAAUCUCGAAUUCGUUUUAUUUUCUCUUCUUUCGUGAUCUGAUUUGUGGUAUGAAAACUAUUUACUUUUUGGUUUGUCAGUUUCAAAAACUGGCCUUUUGUAAGGAGUAGAUGAAGGCAAACGAGAGGUUUUGGUCGAGGUUCGAUUCAUUUUUCUAUUUUUAACUUCUUUGGGGUCGUGAAAGACCUCCUAAGUUUUCCAUCUUAAAAAAAAAACAAAGACGCAUGAAAUUUCCGCACGGUGAAAACUCGUCUGUUGAUAGAAGGUGCUCGCUGAUUUCCCCUAGAGAGAAAGAGAUUGAAGAGGAAUGCUAACGCUCUCCUAGAUUUGUUCAUUAAUUAGUUACGCAGAGUAUUGCACUAGAACCGGUUCCCUUGAGCUGAUACGUUACUCCAAUGGUCGAUGUUAAGGCUAGUUUGUUUAUAUCACUGUUUAGUUUCUCCGUUGUUUGUUCUCUUUUUUCCAACAUAUAACUCACGCACAGAAGCUUGCCUUCAUCUUCUCCUUGUUACUUUGAGAAAACUUAGACAUCAGCAUUUUGUGGCUGAUUUUGUGAGGGAAAUUCAUUAUCAAUUGUGACGCCACUUUAUAAGUGACGGCUGCAAGACUGAGAAAAAAGUAGUGCACAGAUAGUGUUUUAGAAAGUUUCAAACAACGAAUGAGUUAAGUUAUUUAAGUUUUCUCAAAAGAAAAUUAAUAAUAAAUCCAAAGGUUUUAUUCGUGAGCAUGCACCGUGCACAGCCAAGAAUGCGGAACGAUUUAAAGGUUUUGCCACUCUAAUAACUUAUGAAAUCUUACCCUGCGAGAUUGAGGUCCUCUUGUCUUUCCUCUCGCCCACAAGAGGAACCCCUAAACGCAUUGCCCCUGCGCGAGUUCGACACAACCAUCUCUGGACCAGUCUCGAGCCCAGGGUCAUUUCGGUCCCUUGUCAGCGGUAUGGUCCAUGCCGCUGAGAAGAAGCCGUGAUGACCCUUGGCUCGCGAGAUUGUUUCGGGACGAGAAUGUGAUACUUGAUACGUCAAUGUAUCCCACUAACUUAUCAGUAAGAGUCGAUCGCUGUCUCACAGGGUAACCAAAUAUCAACGUGCUGUAGAUAUUUCAAAGUGGCCAAACUAGAGCGUGAAGUCAGCAGAUAGUGCACUCGUCAGGUCCUGCUCAUUUAAAUUAUUUGUACAAUUUUUCAUGUUUAUCACAAGGAGAUUAUUUUCAUUAUGUUAUCAUUUACAAUUUAAACCUCCCACGUUUAUUUUCCAGUCGCAUUUACCGGUAACAAAGAAGGAUCCACUUGAUCUUAUCUCGUUGCCAAAAAUGUUUUUUCGUACUCUGAACUUCAAGUGAUAAAAUGACUAGGACUUGGUAGGAAUAUUAGCUGGAGCCAACCGUUAGAUGCCUGGCUGAUAAACAAUCAAUUGAUUCACCAUUCAAAAGCGAAAAUUGAAAGCGUACUCACAAAGAAUUCGAGUACCAUGUAUUUAUUCUUAUCUUCUAUUUUCUUGAUAAUCUAUUAUUUCUAAAUUAUUAACAUUUUAUUAUUUGACAAUCCAUAUACUGUAGUUACAAGGCCAUUUGCUUUACAGAUAUAUCUCUUAGUCCACUUUCAUCAUAAAAUUCAGAGGAGCGCGGUUGUCUGUUUUAAAGAGACAGAGUUCCUCUUUCUUUCACGGUGGAAUAAGGGAUAAUCAUUUCAAAUCAGAAAAUGGCAAAUUCGAUUGCAUCUUAAUUUGUCACGCAAAUUGUUCUCAAGAAAAAUGUAUUCACUGGAUUCAUUCAUUUUUAUCGCAUGAACCAUGAAAAUUUAAGAAAGAAAACAACUAAUACUUAAGAAUUAAAUCUCAUUAUCAAAUCUAUUUCUUUUCUUUAUCUCGCUAGAGCGAACCGAAACGAGGAGAAAAAAUUCCUCAAUGUCAACAUUUAAGGGGGUGUGACUUUUUAUCCUUAAAGGAGAAUGUGCUGUGACUAUCAAAACGUUUUGUCAUUGCUAUAGAACAAGUCCUUGCUGCAAAAAUCAUGAACCUAGAACCCACUAGUGCGUUUUUCGAUAUUUGGCCCGAAAGUUUUCUUUUUUUUUUUUUAAUGAUGUUAACACUGCAGAACGUGUAAGUGCGUUCUUUUCAAUAGUUACCAGAAACCCCGGCUUACCUGAACCUGCAUGUCAUUGAAACAUUUUGAAAUGUAGUGGCUAAAUCACUGAUAUGACGGAAUUUGUGUGAUAAUUACUCAAACGACAGCCUCAGUCUCGUAAGGUGUCACGCAACGUUACCCUCCUUAUGGGAGCAUUGCGUGACUUUUCGAUCACAGUAUCUCCCCACUGAAUUUUAUUUGACUAGUUAGAUUAUAACCAGUAUUGCUUGUUAAGAGUACCGAUAAUAAGUAGAAGAUUUUUAAAACGUAAUACCAUUCAAAUGCGUAAUUUUAUAAAAAUUUUAUCUUUUACCACAUGUUUGUACUUAUAGUUUUCCCGCUUAAAACAGUCAACAAAAGAGACUGACCAAAGUUAUAUCGCGAGAAUCUUAGAGAUGUCAGAAUUGUAUUACAUCUAAAUAUAGGAGGACUUGUUGGUUAGCACCACUGGUUUACCUUGUUGACUGUCUUACGCUGGAACACAAGUUUGUGAUAAGAGAUUAUUGAACGUAUUUUAUUCAAAAAUGGAGAGUAAGUAUAUAUUUUCAAAGGUUUCUUAAAAUCGUUCAAAACUUUGAGAGAAAUCUUGAUGCAAGUGAGAUGUUUUGUAUGUGUUGCGAUCUUUAGUGGAUAGUGGUUUAAAUGGUGCCGCGCGUAGAAACAGAAGAUCUUCACCUUUGGCGGUGAAUUGUACAGGCAAUAUUGAUAUCAUACACUAGGCAAGAUUUUGAUGCUAUAAAACUGUCAUGUUUCACCCCAGUUGCUCUUUUAUUUUUCUAAAAUUAUAAGGCACGUUAAAGGUAUGAAAUGGUAGACGACUUGAGAAAAGUUUGACCAGUUUCUUCGUUACUUACAGAGCAAAUGAUAGUUUGGUAUAGUGGGACGAUUUGUUUUAUGUUCGUUCAUUGAAAUCUAUAUGAGAGGAAAAUCAAUCUGUAGUGUCAAUUGCUUGUCCUAGUGUUAAAAUUUAAAGUGCCACUGAAAUAGUUCAUUGCAGCUCUCACCAUAAACCAUGCUAAGAGCGAAUUAGUGUAGAAAAGUAUAGGCUAUAAGUCCCCAGGGGGAGGCUUACAUUAAACUGGCAGAGUCUCGUACGGAGAAUUUGUAAUAUCAAACAAGAGAAAGAUCUGAAAGCACCUAAGAGUAGUGUCGACUCCUCCUGGGUAAUGAGUACGUAGUCCAUUUGAAGCGUUGGUUUCAUCAGAUGAAACCGUUUACUACUAGUUUUAAUCUACCUAGUCAUGCUGUGUUUAACACUCGGAAAUCUAGUCCUUGAAAGAUGUAUAUGGCUGUAUUUGAAUGAAUAAAAUUUGUACAGAGA